UGCGAGUAGUCUGGUCUGUGGAAGUGAUCGUGAAAAGCUUCCGAACGUUUGUGUAUCCCGGUUGUCGAGUGAUUUUCAGUAGUUCGAAAGCGUUCUGACGCCGAAUUGUCGUGAUUACUGAGAAGAACCGAAAAACGGACGACGUGACAGAGUUGCAAGAGGGGGGACGCUGUGAUUUUCUCAGUACAACCGACGCUACUUCAUUAUCUGCUUGCAGAUGAUGACGUCCGCGGCAGAGUACUGAGUCGAGGCUGGAGGAGCCCCGAAGCUUGCGGUGAGGUCCUUGAAGCCCAGAUCUGCACCCGAGUUACUAAGGAUUAUCCAGGUCAUCCGAGGAUCAUGAAAAUGGUCUUGUCUCAACGUCAGCGGGAGGAGUUAAACAAGGCGAUUGCAGACUAUCUGAGUAGCAACGGAUAUCAAGAUGCCCUGGAAGCGUUCAAGAAGGAAGCUGACAUGCCUGGUGAGGUGGAGCGGAAAUACGGUGGGUUGCUCGAGAAGAAGUGGACUUCAGUCAUAAGACUACAAAAAAAGGUCAUGGAACUCGAGUCGAAACUAUCAGAGGCAGAAAAAGAAUUUAUUGAGGGAGCGCCUACUAGGGGUAAGAGAUCACCGACCGAAUGGAUUCCGAGGCCACCUGAAAAGUUCUGUCUCUCUGGGCAUAGGGCGCCUGUAAACAGAGUAAUUUUCCACCCAGUAUUCAGCCUUAUGGUUUCUGCCAGUGAAGACGCCACGCUAAAGGUCUGGGAUUUCGAAAGCGGAGAAUUUGAGCGAACACUCAAAGGCCACACGGACAGUGUUCAAGAUAUUGCAUUCGAUACUACUGGAAAGCUCUUGGUAUCCUGCAGCGCUGACAUGUCAAUCAAGCUGUGGGACUUUCAACAGUCAUUUGCCUGCAUCAAGACGAUGCACGGGCAUGACCACAACGUUAGUUCGGUAGCAUUCAUGCCGCAAGGAGACUUUAUUGUCAGCGCGUCACGGGACAAGACCAUAAAAAUGUGGGAGGUUGCUACUGGUUAUUGUGUAAAAACGCUUGCGGGGCACAGGGAAUGGGUCCGUAUGGCACGGGUGAGUCCUUGCGGCGAACUGAUUGCAAGCUGCUCAAACGACCAGACUGUCAGGGUAUGGCACGUUGCAACUAAAGAAACCAAGGUCGAACUGAGGGACCACGAUCAUGUUGUGGAAUGUAUCGCGUGGGCCCCGGAAACAUCGCGUGGAGCGAUCAACGCUGCAGCUGGAGCAGACAAUAAAGGGGCACACGAGGGACCCUUCCUGGCAUCUGGAUCCCGAGACAAGACAAUACGCGUGUGGGACGUUGGGGCUGGGGUAUGUCUAUUCACUCUCCAAGGGCAUGAUAACUGGGUACGUGGAAUAGUGUUCCACCCAGGUGGUAAAUAUAUAGUCAGUGCAUCAGACGAUAAGACGCUGCGGGUAUGGGACACCCGCAACAAACGGUCAAUGAAGACGCUUGAGGCACACAUGCACUUCUGCACGUCUGUUGAUUUUCACAAGAGCCAUCCAUACGUGGUAAGCGGUAGCGUGGAUCAGACGGUAAAGGUUUGGGAAUGCCGCUAGUCACCCAGUUUCUGAAAUUACUGAAACUUAACAAAAGUCCAGUUCCAUAUGGGGAUGGCACAGAAGUAAGCUGCUGAAAAGCUAUCGUACAUACUAUUAUAAAAACACAUAAGCAUAUACGAUUAAGAGAUCCUUAAUUAAUUUAUAAUAAAGUAUAAUAAAUUAGUAAUUGUAAUAAUAUUGUUUAACAGUAAUAAAGUAUUCAAAUUAAAGGGCUACAAACGGCUUUAAGAGGCUUCUGAAGAGGUAUCGUAUGCCAUAAGAAAAUAGAGAAAUUUAUCGUGUACAAUGAUAUUGUUGUAAGAAAAAAAUGUUUCAAGAGACAAGCAGACUCGAUUGGUUCGCUAAAUUGUAAGUUCCAGAUUAGUGGCGCAAUAAAUAGGUCUAUUGGUCAAGUAACGAAAUGUAAAGCCCUUUGACUGCUUUCGAUAUUUUUGCGAUCAAGCUUUGAAUAAAUUUAUCACGCCGUGAUACAAUAUAUUAUUGGAUAUACAGACCACGAUUAUCUUAAUGCACUCCUGAGAAAAAUUUCAUUCAUUUCAGUCCGUUUUGCGGGAAGAGUUUCCGCCUGACAGUUAUUUGAAACGUGAAGUAAGGUUUCAGAGUCUCUUGUUGAGGCCUCUUGAGCUUGAUGAUAAAAUUAUGAAAUGAUAAUUAUUAGAGCCAGUUUUGACUUCAGUUAAUACCAGAUUGAAUCAAAUUCUUUACAACAUAUCGCUUGUUCGACGUGAUUUUCUAUCUUCAUAUUUUUGUCGCGGAUGCAAAACAUGUUAUCGAUUGAUAGAAUAAAUUGCAUGCAAGAUACAGUAGCCUCGUUGAAUAAGUAAAUAUUAUCUAGAGCUUGAUCGUUGAUCGAUCAUCAUUAACGGACGUUAAUGACUAUACCAUAUAUACACUUCUAAAUUCCUUCACCCUGUAAUUAGCUUGACAGUUUCUUCUGGAACAUCGAUUAUUGUCCAAACGCAAGUCUUCAUCCAAAACCUAAGCUCGAGAAGUUCUGAAGUUGACCUGGCUCUACUAUUUACGUAACGCUAUUACUUUAUUUAUAUACAUACACGUAUAAUAUACUAUUGCUAUGCUAUACUAUUCUACUACACAUUGAAUAUUAACCAUUAAUCUACCUUAUACCCUAUUGUGACUACUGUACUCAAAUUAUCUAUUUCAUCACACUAAAAAAUUGAACAAAAUUUUAACAACCCAGUAUACAUAUACUUUGAUUACAAUUAAUUGCCCAGCAAUGAGAAAUCGUUAUGAUUAUAUUAAUUUGAAUUAGAAAAUUGCGGUAAUAUAAUAAUAUUCUUUACCAAUAACGUUUUGAUCUAUGGUCAAGCGUAACGUUGGACUGGCUGCUAUUACUCAAAUGAUUUUUGACGUUAAAUUCUUCGCGUUCUUACCAAGAUUUAAUUUCUCAAUUUCGGUGGAAAGUUUGUUGGAAUUUGUAACGUCAACUUUUUUUCAAUGCUGGACAAACUUCUUGACGUGCAUUAUUAACGUAAUAUUACUAUAUACAGUAAAUUAAUAGCAAAUUACCAAUAAAAUUUGUGAAAUUGAAAAAUAUUGAUUACACUUGUGUAUGGAGAUCAUAAUUUCUGUAGCUUAACAAUGAAUGGGGUGUGAAACGAAGUAUACUAGGAUACUAAGUAGGAUAGUUAUAAUAUGAGUAGGAACACUUGGAAUACGUGUAGAAAUUAGAGCACACACAUACGACUUGCAACCAAAUAGACGUGAUGAAUAAUAAUUAAUUUUAAAAUA
Messenger RNA from Neodiprion virginianus, 3324 nucleotides. RefSeq names its product lissencephaly-1 homolog (gene Lis-1). NCBI's taxonomy places the organism in Eukaryota, Metazoa, Arthropoda, Insecta, Hymenoptera, Diprionidae. The coding region runs from base 340 to 1572 and encodes 410 amino acids. Gene Ontology annotation, biological process: endoplasmic reticulum to Golgi vesicle-mediated transport; retrograde vesicle-mediated transport, Golgi to endoplasmic reticulum; intra-Golgi vesicle-mediated transport. The transcript is spliced from 8 exons. Gene Ontology annotation, cellular component: COPI vesicle coat. Gene Ontology annotation, molecular function: protein binding. The record is from RefSeq and is a predicted model, not a curated record.